Aureobasidium vineae is the source of this 1461-nucleotide messenger RNA. Lineage: Eukaryota; Fungi; Ascomycota; Dothideomycetes; Dothideales; Saccotheciaceae. The record is from the annotation of a GenBank genome assembly.
AUGCGCAUCACUCUGCGACUCGCACUGCGUUUUGUUGGCAGCAUUGCACUGAUCGGCAUCAUUGUUCUCUCAUUCUCACAAUCCAAUGUUGCAUACAAAGCAUUGAACGAUCGUCUCUCAACCUAUAGAGCACCGCUUUCUACACCCAACACACUGGCAAUAAACACCACCCAGCCUCUCAACUCAGUGCAGGAAUUAUGGACCGCCUGGGCGCAAGUCUACAAGGCCACGCAGCCUCAUGCGGCCAAGCUUGAGUUGAUGUUCAAUGCAGGCAACCUGCCUGUCUCCGCAGGCGAUCACUCAUCACGAACCCAACAUACAGAGCUUCUCCAAGGACUUGACUCUAUAUCAACUUUACAGACUGCCCACAGCAAAUUUGUCUCAGUACUGCAAUCAUGGUCCGACCACCUCGCAGAGCAAAUCUACAACGGCACAGGCGUUGUGAUUGUGGGCGGCGGUGAAUAUUUUGGCCCAGCAAUCAUCGGUAUCCACAUGCUGCGUCGCAGUGGCAGCAACCUUCCCGUACAGGUCUUCGUAGCAGACGAGUCUGAGUAUGAGGAGGACUUGUGCAAAGACUAUCUGCCUAAGCUCGGUGCUGAAUGCCUGAUACUCUCAGACUUCAUACAAGGCUUUGAAGUAACACACUAUCAACUCAAAUCUUUGGCCAUGUUACUCAGCUCGUUCGAACACGUCCUCUAUCUCGACAGCGACAGCAUACCUCUCCUCGAUCCCGAGAUAGAGCUCUUCGCAGUAGAACCAUAUACCUCUACUGGGUUAGUUAUCUGGCCUGACUUCUGGAUCUCUACAGAGUCCCCCUCUUUCUAUACCGUCGCAGGCCUUGACAGGAUGCCAGCCAAUCUACCCAAAUCGUCUUCCGAAGCAGGUCAACUGCUCAUAAACAAGCGAAAACAUCUCAAGACUCUGUUGCUUGCAAACUACUACAAUAUCUAUGGACCGGAUUUCUACUACCCGCUUCUGAGCCAGGGUGCGCUUGGCCAAGGAGACAAGGAAACAUUCAUGGCCGCAGCAAUGGUACUAAAAGCCCCAUAUUAUCGCGUCAAAACAGGUGUCACUUCAGUCGGACGUCUAGAUGGCAUCGAAAAGAAAGGCAGUGGUAUGAUACAGGUCAACCCUUCGGAUGACUUCCAACAGCAGAAUGGAGAUAAGUCNCAAAAACCCAGAGCAGCAUUCCUACACGCCAAUACCCCAAAGAUGAACGCUGCACACCUUGUUGAUGAAGGUGAUCUGUUGAGUACGGACGACCACAAACCAUUGAGGUUAUGGGGUCCUCAAGACGAGCAGAUCAAGAAGUUCGGGUCAGAUCUCGAAGAGACAGUAUGGGACUUGAUUAUACAGACGGGUUGCGAGUUGGCCGAUGUGGUUCGGGAAUGGUCUAACCGGAAAGACUUGUGCCGUCGCUUGAACGAACAUCGGGAUUCAGUGUUCAAAAACGAUGCAUGA